Vespa crabro (European hornet) is the source of this 1492-nucleotide messenger RNA. It is a transcript of the gene KFase, whose product is annotated as kynurenine formamidase. Gene Ontology annotation, molecular function: hydrolase activity. Lineage: Eukaryota; Metazoa; Arthropoda; Insecta; Hymenoptera; Vespidae. Bases 245 to 1120 code for a protein of 291 amino acids. The record is from RefSeq and is a predicted model, not a curated record. The transcript has 8 exons.
CAUUAAGUAUAAAUCGUACAACUAACAUAGAGUCGCCAUCUAUCAAAAGGUAUUAAACUUCCGGUUCUAAUUAUAUAUUUUUUUACAGUACAAUUUUAUUUAUUCUGAAUAACGUUAUGUGUUUACACAACGUUAUAUAAUAUGUAGUAAAUUAUUUUUAAUUAUCUCCCGAUUAUUAUGCAUUUCCAUAGUGGUCAUUUCAAGCAUAUUCUAUAGUAACGUCUUGAUAACUGGACGAAGAAAAAUGUCGACCCAAGAAAUACUUUACUCACCAAGUGAAUGGAGUAAAAGAUUUAAACCGGAAGAAUUAAUAUCACGGUUUUUAAUCCUUGCAGUGAACGAAACGAAAAAAGCACGAAACACUACGAAGUGUCUUUUAGACAUCCCAUAUGGUCCAACAGAGCGUACGAAAUAUGAUAUUUAUGGAACCGACUUACCCAAUGAUGCACCAGUAUUUAUAUAUAUUCAUGGUGGUUAUUGGCAAGAAUUAAGUAAAGAUUUCGGAGGAUUUUCAGUGCCAGUUCUUGUCGCCAAUAAAAUUAAAGUUGUAUUGAUCGGAUAUGAUCUAUGUCCUAAUGUUAAAUUACAGGAUAUAAUUUCUCAAAUAAAAAUUGCAACUGAGACAAUUUUAAGUUCUGCUGUAAAUUCUGGAUGUCGAUGUGUUUGGAUAUGCGGUCACAGUGCCGGUGCACAUUUAGCAGCCGCAUUAUUACAUGAUACAAAAUGGAUUGAAUGUAUGACGAAGCGAGGAUAUUUUCAAUUGAUAAAAGGUCUGUUGCUCGCUGGCGGAAUUUAUAAUUUAGGACCUCUUACCAAUACCUCGUAUAAUGAAGCUUUAAAACUUUCGGAAGAUGAUAUUAGAGAAUUAAGUUUUUCUACUCUCGAUACUAAAGAAUAUAAACCUAUUAAAAAUUUAAAAGUAAUCGCUACUGUAGGAGAGUGUGAUUCUCCUGUAUUUAUUAACGAAACACGUGAAUAUGCUCAAAAAAUUUUGUCUUUUGUGGAUAACGUAGAGUAUAUUUUAUUACGCGACAACAUUGAUCAUUUUGAUAUCGUAGAAAAUUUAUUAGAUACUGAAUUUGUUUUAACACGAUUAAUAUUGCAAUAUAUGAAUGUAUAGAAACACGAAUACUUAAAGUAUAUAAUUAAAAACGAAGCAUACAUAUAUACUUUUACACAUGUUUUACGAUCAUUUAUCAAUUAAAUGGUUUUAAUUGUAAUUAAUUGUUUAUGUAUUAUUCAUUAUUUGAAUUCUUGAUUUCUACAUAUAAAUACAAUUAUUUUAAUGUUUAAAUAUACAUAUAAAAUACUUAACACUAAAGUGCUAAGUUUUUCUAAACUAUAAAUGUCAUUAUAGUGAUCAAAGUAUACAUAUUUUGGUUUUGUUCGCAGUCAUUUUGGUUUAUUUUUUGAACUUCCUAUAAUGGACAUUCCUAUCGAAUUUGUUGUAUGUACUUGUUCUGCUGGUACAAGAAGGUGCACGAUAGUCUUA